GAUGGGGUUUCAAUAUUCCAGACACUUCUAGGAUUGGAGACUCUUUGCUGGUGGGGAGACUCCGGCUCCGGCAGCCAGUUGGGCAGCGGCAAAGUAAAAUGAACAGCGAGAGACAGGCGUUCCGGCCGCCGCUCUGUCGCCCUGAGACCUCGGAGCUGUUCUCCGGCCAACUCGUUUCCCACCUAGAGUUCCUGAACGCGCUGGACCCAGGGAGCCCACGGAGCCCUAGAAGCUGUUCCUCCGAGAUGCCUUCGCCUGAGCAGUAAGAACUUCCUGCUUGAGCCCCUGCAUCCCCUCCCCCGAAACCCCCACCGGAGAAAGGGGCUGCGACCCCAGGGGGAGGGGCCAGGGAAUCCUCGCGCGCAGCUCGUUCUCCCUCCCCCUCCCCUGCCGGGCGCGCAGGCAUGGAUGUGCUCGGCCCCGGACAGGGCAACAACACUACGUCCCCCGAAGGUCCCUUCGGGACAAACGGCAAUGCUACCGGCAUCUCCGACGUGACCUUCAGCUACCAAGUGGUCACCUCUCUGCUGCUGGGCACCCUGAUCUUCAGUGCGGUGCUGGGAAACGCGUGCGUAGUUGCUGCCAUUGCUCUGGAGCGCUCCCUGCAGAACGUGGCCAACUAUCUGAUCGGCUCGCUGGCAGUCACCGACCUCAUGGUGUCGGUGCUAGUGCUGCCCAUGGCCGCGCUGUACCAGGUGCUCAACAAGUGGACGCUGGGACAGGUCACCUGUGACCUGUUCAUCUCCCUCGACGUGUUGUGUUGCACCUCGUCCAUCCUGCACCUGUGCGCCAUCGCGCUGGACAGGUACUGGGCCAUCACGGACCCCAUCGACUACCUGAACAAGAGGACGCCCCGGCGUGCCGCUGCGCUCAUCUCGCUCACUUGGCUCAUUGGCUUCCUGAUCUCCAUCCCGCCCAUGCUGGGCUGGCGCACCCCCGAAGACCGCUCGAACCCCGACGCGUGUACCAUCAGCAAGGACCAUGGCUACACCAUCUACUCCACUUUCGGCGCUUUCUACAUCCCGCUGCUACUCAUGCUCGUUCUCUAUGGGCGCAUUUUUCGAGCCGCGCGCUUUCGCAUCCGCAAGACAGUCAAGAAGGUGGAGAAGAAGAGAACGGACACCCGCUUUGGGGCGUCGCCAGCCCUGCAGCCCAGGAGGAGCAUAAAUGGGGAGCCGGAGAGCAGAGGAUGGGGGCAGGGCGUGGAGAAUAAGGCAGGGGGCAGUCAGUGCGCCAAUGGAGCUGUGCGGCAGGGCGAGGAUGGCGCAGCCCUGGAGUUGAUCGAAGUGCACCUGAUGGGCCACUCCAAAGAGCACCUGCCGUUGCCCUGUGAGGCGGGUUCUGUCCCCUGUGCUCCCACCUCCUUAGAGAACAAAAAUGAGCGCAACGCCGAGGCAAAGCGCAAAAUGGCUCUGGCCCGCGAGAGGAAGACGGUGAAGACACUGGGCAUCAUUAUGGGCACCUUCAUCCUCUGCUGGCUGCCCUUCUUCAUCGUGGCCCUGGUCCUGCCCUUCUGCGAGAACAGCUGCCACAUGCCCAGUCUGUUGGGCGCCAUAAUAAACUGGCUCGGCUACGCCAACUCGCUGCUCAACCCUGUCAUUUACGCCUACUUCAACAAGGACUUCCAAAACGCCUUUAAGAAGAUCAUCAAGUGCAAGUUCUGCCGCGGAUGAUGAUGGAGGAGCAGCCGCCCAGUAGGCCCGCCCCAUCCACGUUGCCUUCCGCAACCCUCUGGAAUCAAUACUUAAGAUA
Molecule: messenger RNA, 1752 nt
Organism: Myotis lucifugus (little brown bat)
Lineage: Eukaryota; Metazoa; Chordata; Mammalia; Chiroptera; Vespertilionidae
Gene: HTR1A
Product: 5-hydroxytryptamine receptor 1A
Exons: 1
Coding region: 405-1673 (422 amino acids)
Biological process (GO): regulation of hormone secretion; regulation of vasoconstriction; adenylate cyclase-activating adrenergic receptor signaling pathway
Cellular component (GO): plasma membrane
Molecular function (GO): G protein-coupled serotonin receptor activity
Source: RefSeq, a predicted model, not a curated record